Molecule: messenger RNA, 3690 nt
Organism: Trichechus manatus latirostris (Florida manatee)
Lineage: Eukaryota; Metazoa; Chordata; Mammalia; Sirenia; Trichechidae
Gene: INTS3
Product: integrator complex subunit 3
Exons: 30
Coding region: 568-3690 (1040 amino acids)
Cellular component (GO): cytoplasm
Source: RefSeq, a predicted model, not a curated record
CUCUGUGUGGUGUGGGGAGACGCUGGUCUUCAGUGCUCUCCUAUAGCGUUUAUUGCCCCAUCCUCACCCCUUAGGGGCCGGAUCCAAAGGAACCUCUCUCCCCCACCCUUGGGGCACCAGCCAGGAAGGUUUCCUACCCUCUACUUAAGGGGCAGGACUCAUCUUUAUCCCCCACCUCUUGAGGAGGAAACUUAGGGUCUUCCCUCCCUCUCUCAGGGUCAGAAGCCAGGAAGGGCUCCCCUUCCACUUCUUCAGGGGCGGAAGCCUCUGCUGCCCCUCCCCUAGGGGCAUAGACCCUUAGCCCCCAAUAUUUAGGAGCAAGAGCUAACGGCUUUCCUUCAGCGUUGCCACUCCAGAGGCAGGACCUAGAGGGCCGUGCCUCUUCUCCCCCUCCAGGGAGCGGCUUUUUGGGGAGGAGGGAGGGGCGGAGUGGACAGGGGCCCUUCACCUUCCCUGCCCCUCUGGUUACCCUUGGCCCCUGCCUCCGGCAGCCCAGAGGUCCUCAUUUCUAGGACUUCCUUCCCACCCAUCCACUCCCUGACCUUUCCCCGUCUCCUGGCUGCAGCCAUGGAGUUACAGAAGGGGAAAGGGGCAGCAGCACCAGCUGCUUCGGGAGCAGCGGGAGGUGGAGGAGGAGCGGGAACAGGAACCCCAGGAGGGGGGAGGCUGCUACUUUCAACCAGUUUGGAUGCCAAGGAUGAGUUAGAGGAGAGAUUGGAAAGGUGUAUGAGCAUUGUGACAUCAAUGACCACCGGUGUCUCCGAGAGAGAGGCCAAUGACGCCCUCAAUGCCUACGUAUGCAAAGGUCCCCCCCAGCAUGAGGAAAUCUGCCUGGGCCUCUUCACUCUCGUCCUUACUGAACCUGCCCAAGCCCAGAAGUGUUACCGGGACUUGGCUCUGGUGAGUCGUGAUGGCAUGAAUAUUGUCCUGAAUAAAAUCAACCAGAUCCUCAUGGAGAAGUACCUGAAGUUGCAGGAUACCUGUCGUACUCAGUUGGUAUGGUUGGUGCGGGAACUGGUGAAGAGUGGGGUUCUGGGAGCCGAUGGAGUUUGCAUGACCUUCAUGAAGCAGAUUGCAGGUGGGGAUGUUACGGCAAAGAACAUCUGGUUGGCAGAGAGUGUUCUGGAUAUCCUGACGGAGCAGAGGGAAUGGGUGCUGAAGAGCAGCAUCCUCAUUGCCAUGGCUGUCUACACGUACCUCCGCCUCAUCGUGGACCACCACGGGACCGCCCAGCUCCAGGCCUUGCGGCAGAAGGAGGUGGACUUCUGCAUCUCACUGCUUCGGGAACGGUUCGUGGAAUGUUUGAUGAUUGGCCGGGACCUUGUAAGACUACUUCAGAAUGUUGCUCGGAUACCAGAAUUUGAACUGCUUUGGAAAGACAUUAUCCAUAACCCUCAGGCCUUGAGCCCCCAGUUCACAGGUAUCCUGCAGCUUCUUCAGUCAAGAACAUCACGAAAAUUCCUAGCCUGUCGUCUAACCCCAGACAUGGAGACUAAGCUCCUCUUCAUGACAUCCCGGGUACGGUUUGGUCAACAAAAGCGAUACCAAGAUUGGUUCCAGCGCCAGUACCUGUCGACCCCAGACAGUCAGUCUCUGCGCUGUGACCUCAUUCGCUACAUCUGUGGGGUUGUGCACCCAUCUAACGAAGUGCUCAGUUCAGACAUCUUGCCUCGAUGGGCCAUCAUUGGCUGGCUCCUGACAACGUGCACAUCAAAUGUCGCUGCCUCUAACGCCAAGCUGGCUUUGUUUUACGAUUGGCUGUUCUUUAGCCCCGACAAGGACAGCAUCAUGAACAUAGAGCCAGCCAUCCUGGUCAUGCAUCACUCCAUGAAGCCCCACCCAGCCAUCACUGCCACACUCCUGGACUUUAUGUGCCGAAUCAUUCCUAACUUCUAUCCGCCACUGGAGGGCCACGUGAGGCAGGGUGUCUUCUCCUCCCUCAACCACAUUGUGGAGAAACGCGUCUUGGCGCAUUUAGCUCCUCUGUUUGAUAACCCUAAAUUGGAUAAGGAGCUGCGGGCCAUGCUGAGGGAGAAGUUUCCCGAGUUCUGCAGUUCGCCCUCCCCACCUGUGGAAGUUAAAAUUGAGGAGCCAGUUUCCAUGGAGAUGGACAACCACAUGUCAGACAAGGACGAGAGUUGCUACGACCAUGCAGAGGCGGCCUUCAGUGAUGACGAGGAGGAGCUCAACAGCAAAGGAAAGAAGAGAGAGUUUCGCUUCCACCCGAUCAAGGAGACGGUCGUGGAGGAGCCCGUUGACAUCACCCCGUACCUGGACCAGCUGGAUGAGUGUCUGCGAGACAAAGUGCUCCAGCUGCAGAAGGGGAGUGAUACGGAGGCCCAGUGUGAGGUCAUGCAGGAAAUCGUGGACCAGGUCCUGGAGGAAGACUUUGACUCGGAGCAGCUGUCUGUCCUUGCCUCCUGCCUGCAGGAGCUCUUCAAGGCCCACUUCCGAGGGGAGGUGCUGCCUGAGGAGAUCACAGAAGAGUCCCUGGAGGAAUCUGUGGGGAAGCCUCUCUACCUAAUAUUUAGGAACCUGUGCCAGAUGCAGGAGGACAACAGCAGCUUCUCCCUGCUUCUGGACCUUCUCUCCGAGUUGUAUCAGAAGCAGCCCAAGAUCGGCUACCACCUGCUGUACUACCUGAGGGCCAGCAAAGCUGCUGCAGGGAAGAUGAACCUGUACGAGUCAUUUGCCCAGGCCACCCAGCUGGGCGACCUGCACACCUGCUUGAUGAUGGACAUGAAGGCCUGCCAGGAAGACGAUGUGCGGCUGCUGUGCCACCUGACGCCGUCCAUCUACACAGAGUUUCCAGACGAGACCUUGAGGAGCGGGGAGCUGCUGAACAUGAUCGUGGCUGUGAUCGACUCUGCACAGCUCCAGGAGCUCGUCUGCCAUGUGAUGAUGGGAAACCUGGUCAUGUUCCGCAAAGACUCAGUCCUCAACAUACUCAUUCAGAGCCUGGACUGGGAGACCUUUGAGCAAUACUGUGCCUGGCAGCUCUUCCUGGCCCACAACAUCCCGUUGGAGACCAUAAUCCCCAUCCUGCAGCACCUCAAGUACAAGGAGCACCCUGAGGCCCUGUCCUGCCUCCUGCUUCAGCUCCGCAGAGAGAAGCCCAGCGAGGAGAUGGUGAAGAUGGUGCUGAGCCGGCCCUGCCACCCCGACGACCAGUUCACCACCAGCAUCCUGCGGCACUGGUGCAUGAAGCACGACGAGCUCCUGGCUGAGCACAUCAAGUCCUUGCUCAUCAAGAACAACAGUCUCCCCCGCAAGAGGCAGAGCCUGAGGAGCUCCAGCAGCAAGCUGGCCCAGCUGACCUUGGAGCAGAUCCUGGAGCACCUGGACAGCCUGCGCCUCAACCUGACCAACACCAAGCAGAACUUUUUCAGCCAGACGCCCAUUCUCCAGGCUCUGCAGCACGUCCAGGCCAGCUGUGACGAAGCCCACAAGAUGAAGUUCAGUGACCUCUUCUCCCUGGCUGAGGAAUACGAGGACUCUUCCACCAAGCCACCCAAGAGCCGGCGAAAAGCAGCUCUGUCCAGCCCGCGAAGUCGAAAGAAUGCCGCCCAGCCCCCCAAUGCCGAGGAGGAGUCGGGUUCCAGCAGCGCCUCGGAGGAAGAAGACACGAAACCAAAGCCCACCAAGCGGAAACGGAAGGGGUCCUCUGCCGUGGGGUCUGACAGUGACUGA